AAGGUGAAUGUUUUCUAUUUUAAGAUUGACUAUGGCCACAGGAGCCCCAAACUACAAGAUAAUACUGUGCGGGGAAUACGGCGUAGGAAAGAGCUCCCUCUUUAGGCGAUUUAUGAACGACACAUUCUCAGAAGAACGUGGAAAAAAAUCCUCAAUUGGACUGGACCAGGCGUCGCAGUGUUUCCAUGUGAACGGAGAGGAUGUGAAGUUGACGUUAUGGGACACUGGCGGGAUGGAGCGCAUGAGUUUCAUUGGACAGAGCUAUUACCGGGGUGCACACGCGGCCCUGCUCUGUUACAGUAUGACCAACAAGGAAACGUUCGCAAUUUUAUCACAGUACAUUCUUGACAUUGUUAUGAACGCAGAAGGUGCUAAGAUAUUCUUGUGCGGGAACUUUGCAGACUGUGAAAGCAGCGAUCGUGUCAACGAGACAGACAUUGAGAAUUUUACACGCGAGUGCGGUAAUGUUUUGUCUGGCUCUUACCAAGUCUCGUGUAAAGACCGGACAGGCGUCACGGAAAUGUUCACGGACAUGGCCCGCGUGUUACACAGGGAGAACGCGAAGAAAAUGACGCUGAGAAACGAUCUUAUACGUCCAGGGGAAACCCCAGACCAGAUUGAAGAAUACCACAAAAAGAAAUGCUGUACGUCGGCAUGAUGGCUGGGGCCUGACCCUUGCUUUGACAUAUGUAGUCUUUUCCACUCUCAUUUUAUCGCCUUAGUUUCAUUGAUUGACAUCCCAUACAUCCACAUGUAGCAUGGGUCAUCCAUUCAUUGGCCUAAUUCUUGCAAAUUACAAAUCAAUGAAUGUAAGUGAAUAUUUGAACCUUGCUUUGAUAUAACAGGGUUAAAUGCAUGUUCUUAAAGUGUUUUUCCAGAAUAGUAUGUGGAGUACAAACAGGCAAAUCAGGUUGACAAUUUCGACUUUUGCAGAAUUUUUUAUUUAAAGGAAGUCUCUUUUAAACAAAAAUCUAGUCUAGGCCAAAAGAUUUGUCCCUGAUUAGUCUGUGCAGCCUUGCACAGGCUAAUCUUAGACUUAACUUAGGCACAUGCAAUAAGCCCAGUUUUCCAAUUUUGCUGCUCAUUUGGCUGCUCAUUUAGUCAAUGCAUCUGACUUGCUCAUUCCCUUUAAACCUUUUUUAUUCUUGAUAAGUUUAAGCUAAAUAUUGUUUGUGUUUAUUUUUGAGUUUUUCUUGUCAUAAUGAACCAAUUCAAUUUAGGCCUUUCAAUGCAAAGUGUAAACUUCUAUUCUCAUUACUGUUGAAUUGAUGUCUUAAUGUGUAUGUUUUGUAUUUAACCUUGACCAAAUCGUGUAUUUUUUGUAUUAAACCUUGACCAAAUGGCAUUUUUUUUGGAAAUAAAAAAUGAAUAUGCAUUCAAUUCAAUUCUCUGUAUAUAAAUUAGAAUCUUGAUACAUAUCUGAUGAUUUCUUUUUAUAUCCUUCAUUUUAUUCCUUUGUUAAUGUUCAUCAUCUUCAACAAGUAUAUAGUUUUUUGGUAUGUGUAAUUAUCUCCCAAUGCCUGUUUUCACAUAUAAUUUGCAUAGCAUAUCUUAUUAUGAAUGAAAUCUCAGUAUUUGAACUAAGUGUAUGUGAUAGUGACUUUGUAAAAUGCAUGUAAAUUAUAUUCCAAAAUGAAUGAUCCGGAAUAGAUCUUCUUUCACCCCAUAAUUUAAGCCUAUAUGUUUUCCUCUAAAAAACCCAAAAACUUUCAUGAAGUACAUUUUCAUGUACUGGUUAAUUGCAAAACACUUCUGUUUAUUGUUUCUUUUUUUAGUCCCCUACCGGUUUGCGCUCUGUGCGUCUGUGAGUCUGUCAGUCUGUCACACUUUUCUGGAUCCUGCGAUAACUUUAAAAGUUCUUCAUAUUUCUUCAUGAAACUUUAAACAUGGACAGAUGGAAAUAUGGAGAUUAUGCACGUCAUUUCAUUUUGUUCUUACGUCAAGAAUUCUGGUUGCUAUUGCAACAAAUAGACUAGAAAUAUUGCUGAAAAUGGUGGGGUUUCACCGGUAGGGGACUUUUGUUGCUUGGCAAUAGUCUUGUUAUAUUUACAAUUCAUUUUGAAUAAAGCAGCAUAAUGCAGAUUUUCAGUGCUCUUAGAUUUCUAAGGUGUCUGGCUUCCUCAGUUGUUAAAGUGCAAGGCUGUUAAUCAGGGAAUAAUGAAUUCGAUACCCGGCUAGGCCACAUAAUUCUUGCGAGUAUUCACAAACUGAGAAAAAUUUUCAAAAUUUAUCGUAAUGCAUGUGUGUAAAGUGUCUUCCCUGAUAAGUCUGUGAAGUCCGCACAGGCUGAUCAUGGACAACACUUUCCGCCUAAACUGGAUUUUUUACUCAAUAAACGAAAAAUUCCAUAAAAGUUGAUAGUUUUGUCUCUUAUUAGCCUGUGCAAAGUGUCCAGGCUAAUCUUGGGUAAGAAUUCACGCACAAGCCCAGUUUUUCCAGAACAAGAUUCAUAUUGUUUCUUGGGCUAUUCUCCCUCUGGAUCUUACUCCAGUGGGGCAUUCAUCAGUUACCUAACUUACCUGUUUACGUAUUUUGACGUUUAUGUAGUCCAUGAGAACAUUUAAUUUAAUUAAACACCUUUAUUACUAGAUUAAAGUUUUAAAGGCUUCAUUUCCAACCCAGCCACAGCAAACUGUAUAAAUCCUGCACAGACUUUGAGUUACUCACAGGCUUUUCUGGUUUUAGGCUGUUUGCAGAUAGCCAUUUUCCUUUUGUUUCUGAGUUGGAAAAGAAUAACUAUUUGCAAUUUGUACUGGUUAACUUCUUGUAUCUGUGAUGCCCAGAAAAGUGUGAAAAGGUAAAAUGACAGCCAUGACAUGACUAACAGCUACAAACAAUGGUAGAAAAUCCAAAAGACAAACUCUGGAUUUGAUGUUCAAGAAUUAUUUCUAAAUAUGUAGUUGAUACAGACAUACAUUUCUCAAUAAAACAAUCAGGAUUCUUUGUUCAUUAAGGUUGUCAUGGUAGAGUCUAAAUUAUUAUAUGACACUGAUUUAAAAAAUAAUUAUGUAUUAUAUUUCUAAGUAAACCUGUGUAUUUUUUUUAUUAUGACUACAUGCUAUAUUCUUGUAGUCAUGUACAGUCAAGAGGUAUUAAUUAAUGAAAUAUUGUGAAUUAAUUUAAGCAUUCGGUUAAUAUUAGAUUUCAUGGUUGAAUGGAUCCAUUCAACCAUGAAAUCUAAUAUUAACCGAAUGCUUAAACUGAAAUAUUAUUCCGAACAUUUUUUACCAAAAAUAUAUUUGAAAAUAUGCAGCAUUUUUAGUGGUGAAAAACUCGCAUCUAUUUGUUAUUUAAAGAUAUAGGAAAACUGACACAAAAUUAUAGAAUUACUGAUAAAGAAAUUUUGUAGUGUUUGUUGUUUGAACAAUUAGUUUUUCAAAGAUUCUUAUAAAGUGCCAAAUUUAGUUUUUUCAUGAUUAGUUUCUUUGCUAGAUUUUUUAAUAUUUCUAGUCAGUUUUAAUACAAGAUAUUUUAAAAUAUUUUUUAAUAUUUUAUUUAUUUUACAAAGUUUUCUAUCAAUAUAAUUAUUUUUAGCUCUAAUCCAAUUUAGAGCUUUUACCUGCUUUAUUUGUUGUGUUUUGUUUUCAAGUUUUUAUAUAGUUUUUAUGAAAGUGUUGAUUGAAAUAAUAUCUGGCCUUUUAACAGCAUAGAUGACAUUUUUACAUAUUCUCACUUUUAUGAAACUUUUUGAAGCAUAACUGGGGAAUGUUUUUUUAAGGAGGCUUGCAAAUAUUUCCUGAAUGGAUUACCAACUAAUUUGGAUAUUGCAGAGAUAUAUACAUGGCUUUGUCUGUUAUUUUCAGAAAGACAAGUUGCCAUGCAUAUCUAUCUCGGGACAGGACUUCGGUAGUUUCAAAUAAAAAAAUUGCAAUUUAUUAUCUUAUGUUGAUGUAAUCUACCAAUUUAUCUGCUAUUCAGUCUGUUCAGAAUGUGGUAACACUGAGCUGACAUUACUUAUUUAACCCUUUACCACUUAGAUACGUUUUUUUUUACACAUUUGUAUUCCCUUUAGGAUAUCAAAUUUAAUAAAAGAGCUUUCUUACUAGAUUCAAGUUUUAAAGGCUUCAUCAUCAAUCCUUUGAUACUGAUGAACAGGAAACAGCAUAAAACCUGAACAGAUUGCGAGUUACUGGCAGGCUGUUCUGGUUUUAUGCUGUUUGCCAUUUUGACUUUGCUUCUGAGUGGGAAAGGUUAAAUUAACAUAGAAGAUUUUCUGACAUCUAUGUUAAGGGAACUACUUCUUUAGUGUGCAGCUGGUUACACAUCAUUAAAUGAAUAAGGAGCAAUGCUUAAGCAGUGAAGCUUACUGUUAACAAUAUUCCUUUCUAUCUUAAAAUGACAAGAAUGAGAUCUGACUUAAAUCAUCAUAACACUCAUAUAUACUCAUAUUUGUUUUCUUACUCUAUGAUGAUGAAAAUGAAGGCUUUACUUAAAUGUUCAUUAUGAUUGACCAAUGUUUUCAAUUUUUAAUCGUCAAAAUUCUUGGCCAUUGUUUCAAAUCCAACCAUUAUAUUCAUUAUCAAUAGUUCGUUGUUCAAAUUAGCUUUGUUCAUUCAUAAGUAUUGGUCAUCAUUACUGUGAUUAUAAUGAUUGGUCCAAAUUUCAAAAUCAUGCUCUAACAUUCAUUAUCAUUGGACAUUAAGCUGAAUCCAGCUCGAAACAGUUUUCAUUGGCCAGUAUUUUUAAAUCCAUUGUUUCAUUGACCAAUAGAUAAGUUUGAGAGUUUUUGUAAACAGAUCAAAUACAUCUACAGUACUUAAUUGACAUGUAUGUAAAUAUAUAUUUACUCUUACGAGAUCUUUAAGGAAUGAACAGAUAUUUUAAAUUAUGGAAUUUAAUUGACAUUCUGAUUUAUUGUUUGUUUGUCUUUCUUUUAGACUUAAAUUCACAAAAAUUUUGUUCUAUGAUACCUCUUUGAAUAUGGGCAAAAAUGAAAAAUGUUGAAUGAGUUUUUUUAAUGACAAAUCAUUCUCCUGCAAUAAUUAGUAAACUCAUUAUUGACCCCAUACUAAAGAUGGUAGAGGUGUUUAAAGGAUGUCUGAGCUAUAUCAGCACUAAGUGCCUUGUUAUAAUGAAGUAUAAAUAACUUGUGUUGAUCUCGUGAUUGUGAUAGAAUAACUGAGAAAGUAACCGAAGUAAGAAAAAUGAGGAAACCUGAAAAUCAAUAUCUAUUUUUGUAUAAUUUAAUGCCAGAAACCUGAAUGUACUUUGUUAAGUUAUGACAUGUCAUUACUGUAUUACAUGUAUAAUUUUAUUAGUGGAUUAACACAUCAUGUACCAAACAAAUCCAUGUGGAGUAAUGCUAACAUGUCAGUGAACAGAUAUAUGAGCUGCGUCAUGCGAAAAUAGGUCUUAUACCAAAUGCAGCCUCUGUAGUUUAAGAACAGGCUUGGCAAUCGUGCAGUUUGGUCAGCAGCUCAUCUGUUAUGAGACCAUAACAGAAUUAUACCAGAUAGUGAAGCCGGUAACCAGACUGCGCAGAUGCGCAGGUUGGUCUGGAGCUAGCUACGCUAGAGUCAAAUGUUAUAAGACCCUUUGUUAACAUGCGUGAGGAAUAAGUACUGUGUACCGGUAAGUUAUCUUAAUACAGGAUUCAGUGUGUUUUGCAACAUAUGAGUGGAAAAUGCCUGUUUAUUGACAUGCGGUAUUGCUCGGUACAACAUGUGCGAUUGUUAACAGUGUUAAAAUGAUGAUUACAUGUAGGUCAUAACAUAUCUGAGACCAACAAUGCUUGUUUACAUGUAUUACCUAGUUUCUAUGCUGUACAAGACUAUAUGAUUCAGUAGAUCUAUUUUUGACAUAUUAUUGAAGGACUGUUAUGUGUUAGUUUUAUGAUCUAAAACAGUAUUUUUGUGUCUCAAUACUGUCUCUGGAAGGAUGUUAAACAUCACUUACUGCUGGACAUGUGUCUUAAAGGUCAUUCAAUAUUGUUUUUUUUAUAUGUAAAAUCUCAUGCAAAUGCAUGCAGCUCAAUAUUCUAUAAUAUGAUUCAAACUUAUUUGUUUCACUGUAUUAAGUCUUUGUUUAAUAGUAAUACUUAUUUCAAAUGGAACAUUUUAGACACAUUUGCAUUGUCUCAUAUUACAUAUGUAUCUACAACUUUUACUUCGCUAGAAGUAUUUAUAAUUGUUUGGAAAUAUGGAGUUUAUGUUCAUUUUUUAUAUUUUUCAUAGUCUGGAAUUGUACACCUUGAAAUGAGAUAUCAUUUACUCUGAACAUAAUAAUGUUUCUUGUUAAUAAAUGCAUUUAAUUUGUGUGACAUGUUAUAUUAAUUGUCAUUGACUAAUGUUAUAUUACCAUCUUUGAUCUACCCAUUUAUAUAAAGAAAGGACCAUA
Dreissena polymorpha is the source of this 6336-nucleotide messenger RNA. Its product is annotated as ras-related protein Rab-35-like. The transcript is spliced from 2 exons. Bases 8 to 658 code for a protein of 216 amino acids. Lineage: Eukaryota; Metazoa; Mollusca; Bivalvia; Myida; Dreissenidae. The record is from RefSeq and is a predicted model, not a curated record. Gene Ontology annotation, molecular function: GTP binding; GTPase activity.